Messenger RNA from Nezara viridula (southern green stink bug), 1912 nucleotides. The record is from the annotation of a GenBank genome assembly. NCBI's taxonomy places the organism in Eukaryota, Metazoa, Arthropoda, Insecta, Hemiptera, Pentatomidae.
CUUGGACAUCAAAUUCAAAUGGUUUGCGAAUGCUCAACUAAUUCAGUCUGAAUAGUAUUUUAUCCUUAACAAUGGGAAUUCGUAUAAGAUUAUUUAAUGCUUGCAAAGAAACCAUUUGUCAUAAAUUUUCACCUGCCUUAAUCGUCCAAAACAGGUCUCUACAACAACAGAAUGAACAAUGGCAAACUACUAUUCCACCGAUGACGAUGAAGGAUGUCCAUCAAACACUCAAUAAAUGGAUGGGAUCACGCAUCGGUUGGUUUUCUAGGCCUCGCGACCGAACUCAUCUUCUUCAAUACUUACCUAAAAGCCAAGAUGAUCUCCCACUGAGAUCACUUAAAGAUAGCUACGCAGAGGCUAUCAUACCCCUCAGUUCUGAACCGAAACUACAGAAUCGCUACGUCACUGCCACUGGUAAAUUGAGAAUGGGUCGGAUUAUAGAAGACAUGGAUCUUUUUUCAGUUUAUGUGGGGUUGAGGCAUAUCAAGAACCCAUUGCAGAAAAAAGAUAUUCCUACUCCUUACGUAAUAGUUACCGCUGCCGUUGAUGAUAUUGAAUAUAUAUAUGAAAAACCAGAUGUAACUAGUGACGUGAAAAUUUCUGGUAAAGUUGUCUCUGCCGGAAAUAGCUCAAUGAAUGUAGCAGUUGAAUUGGCAUACAUGCAGAACAAACAAUGGGUAAAGAUGGCAAAAGCCAAUUUCAUGAUGGCUGCAAGGAACUCAAACUUGUCUGGACCCGCAUACGUGAAUAAGCUCAAGCCCGACGGCCCGGAGGAAGAAAAGGAGAUGAAGGAUGCUUUAGAGACUAAGAGGAAGAAAAUAGAACAUGAUAAAUAUUCAUUGCUGGUAGUUCCUCCUUCUGAUGAAGAACAGAAGCUCAUUCAUGAGAACUUUGUUAAGUCAGUCGACAUGCAAGACCCAACGAUCAACAAGAGGAUACUUCCUUCUGGUCACGUCUGGAUGGAGGAUACCAGAUUAAACACCUCCAUCUUCCCUCACCCAGAGAAUAGGAAUCACCAUAACACUGUAUUCGGUGGCUACUUGAUGAGGCUCGCUAUGGAACUGGCCUGGAUGACAGCUUACAUUCACAGCAGUCAGAGACCGAGCCUUCGAUACGUGAGCAACAUAAGUUUCAGGAAACCUGUUAAACUUAAUUCAUUUUUGAAAAUAAUGAGUCAGGUGAUUUAUACGUACGAUAAAUAUAUGCAGAUUGCCGUCUUUAUAGAGCUCUACGAGAUGGCUACCAAGCAAGUGCUGACAACAAACUCGUUCCAUUUUACUUACGAAGUCCCUGAACCAGUCGCGCCAGUCAUGCCGAAAACUUAUCAUGAAAAUAUUUUUUUCAUUGAAGGGAGGCGGCAAGUACUUAUAUUUUUGAAGCCUGGAAGACUUAAUUAAAUAAUAAAUAAAAUGUAUUAUAAUUAAAGAAUUUUUCUAUAAAUAUGGUUGUUGUUCUUUACAUUGCAGAGGCGAUCUUGUGGCUGGAGGGCAGAAGACAUUUGGCUAGAUUCCAGCGUAGGCCAAUAUGCUAAAGAUAAUUCUAGCACAGAGCUUUCAUCAUUCAAUGUCAAAAGGCUGUAGUUAGUAUUAGUAACGUAGUAAGAAUGAUAUAGUUACUAUUAAUGAUAUAGUUAAAUAUAAUAGUUACCUAUUGGCUGUGGGUAUACAUGCCCAAUCAUAAGUAUAUGAUAUGUAUGAUUUGGUAGGUUUAAUUUAAUUUUGAAUGUAUUAGCCUCAUUGACGAUGUAAAAGUGAUACACUUUAUCUAGCACAUAAUUUUCAAGAAAGUUCUUUAUUUUAUAAGUUUUUAAAUGUUGUAUAAAUAAUUUAUAUUUAUUACAAUUUUAUUAAUUAUUGACAUGAAUAGAAUUAAUUGUUAUUUUAUAAAAUAAUUUUAACUCUUAAGAUCUGGU